Messenger RNA from Phymastichus coffea, 4198 nucleotides. RefSeq lists its product as uncharacterized. The transcript is spliced from 15 exons. Lineage: Eukaryota; Metazoa; Arthropoda; Insecta; Hymenoptera; Eulophidae. Bases 136 to 4155 code for a protein of 1339 amino acids. Gene Ontology annotation, biological process: imaginal disc-derived wing hair organization. The record is from RefSeq and is a predicted model, not a curated record. Gene Ontology annotation, cellular component: cell cortex.
UGAAUAUUAGUUGAAUUAUAUAGAAUGAAGGCUCAUUUAACAAAUCACUCUUAACUAGCUUUAGUUCUUAAUGUACGUAUUUUAUCGUCGCUGCAGGAUUUCACGUAAUCUGGACGAUAACAGAAUGCCGAGAAGAUGCCUCUUUUAUUUCUGAUUUUCUCGUUAAGCUGCCAUCAUGUCCUGCAACUGGCGCUCGCCGACGAGAUUACCUUGACGAGACACGCCAAUGCAGAUGUUUUCACCAUUCCAGGAUCCUGCAACCAGGCUUGUAUGGUGCUGAGUAGUGAUACUGCAAGCCCUUAUGGGUCCAUAUCAAUUAGUGGUUAUCCAAAUGAUUCGUGCAUGUGUCAGUGCAAUUAUGAACUGCCAAUUUUCCGUGAAGAUCUUGGAAUAUGUGUAGAUAACAUACAAGAGUGCGACGUUGCUGGCUUCGUCGGUAGUUCCGGCCUAGUUGAAAAGGUGCCAUACGUUUUCCUUCCGCAAUACGGCCAAAUUAUAUAUCCUCAAGCUGAAAUUCAAUUCGAAGGAGUAAAAUCACCGGUGUGCGUGAUCACGGGGGUGCAGCAGUUGGGCAGAAGCGGCUGGUCGGAUCUGCGCAACGUCUCGGACGUGGAGUUCCCGCUGAGUCUGUAUCGCGACGAGGAGCGCAGCUUUCUCCAGUGGACCGGUGAAGCGAAACUGCGCGAGGCUGCAGAGGGCAAAAUUGUAGUUGUGAAGCUUGCCUGCCGAGAUUCUCAUCCAUCGACAGUGUACCGAGGAGUUUUCACCCCGUGCGUCGCCUUUCGCGUUGCAGGCUCGCCGUCCAGAGCCGCUAUCAAGGAAGUCCUAUUCUCAACAAGUCCACCAAAGCCACAAGGUCUGUCGAGCAGCGAGUACACUGCUAUCGGUAUAUCUUCGGUGUUACUAGCCCUUAUUUACAUUGCAAGUGUAUCGCUAUACCUACACAGCCGCAAGAGUCGCCGAAAAGACAAUGAGGAGCACGCACCCGAAACGGGCAAUUGCCUGGUCGACGUCGAGGCUCCAGCACACGUUAAGUGCAAUCCGCUACUUUCGGUCUCGCGACACUUUGAGAGUGACACUAAUAGCGCGAUCAGCGAGGCUGAUCUGGCCGACAAACUGCUACAUAGCGAGAGCGAGGCCGAAAUCGAAAACGUAACAUCCGCGGUCGUCCAUCCGUACGAAGAAUGUUCCGAGCCACAAGAGCAGAGCAACAGUUCAGGCCCGAUCAUUGGCGAGCGAUUACCCGAGGAAGAUGUACGCGUCAUCGAAACAACGGAACACGGAAAUCAGCACCACAUGCCAGUUUUUCCAGGCAGUCAGCGCAGAAAGCUCUACUUCAAUCCUGCCUACUUUGAGAAACAACUGUUGGCGGCACCACCUCCGGCAGCCGUGGAAUUCCUUUUAAAAAUUCGAGAAGUCAUAUCCAUAGCUAAGCAUAAAAUGGCAGCCAAGCGUUUCGUUCCUACGCUCAAUGAAAUUCCAGAGGAAUCAUCCUCAUCGGAACGCCAGAGCAUCGCGGCAGCCAAGGCGCACAAAAAGCGAGCGAGCUCGGUGCAGAACGGCGUGAGCGGGCUGACAAAACUCGACAGAAAAUCGUUGCGAUGUCCGGGAUGUUCGGGGUGCAGUAAUGGUUCGUCGACUCCGAGUCUACCGACAGCACUCAACCUGGCGGAGAACUCCGCCGGGAUCGCGCCCAUUAGUGGCGAAAGUCGAGUGCGCGCCUGGCUUGAAGACGUCAAGCUACUCGAUAUGCGCUGGCGUAAUCUCGAAGAAGAGCGAAAUUUCACCAAAAGGUACUUCAAUCGAAUCAACAAAAUGGUUAAGGCCAAGGAGACGAAAGAUCUGGAGCUUGAGUGCACGAGAAUGUCGACCAAAUCGCUUCCCCCGAUUUUCAAUCAGAUGCCCGAAAUCGAUUUUAACGGCUGUUUAAAUGAUACGUUUGUCAACGAUGAGGCUCACGGCCGAGCCAAGUCGAAGAGAUCGGUACGGUCGGUAACGCACGAGCCUGGCCACUUUGAUCGACAAGCAGACGAGGUGACCGAAUGGACCAACCGGAACUCCUGUUACCACGAAGAGAAUGUCGUGAAUGCAAACAUUCGACGAGCGAUCGAGAGUUCGUUUAGAAAGCAGCUGGACCAGUUGCACACUGCCAAGCUAAGCGAGAAACCAAGUUCUAAAUCCAUCGUCGCUGCACAGUCGAGCAGCGAGAAAUCCGCAAGAUGCUCCAGCUACGAAAAUGUUCAGGUCAGGACAGCAGCCAUCAACAAUGCGAAACAGAAUUCCGAUCUGAGCAUCAAAGAAGAUAUAAGCAAGCAGCAGCCGAAGAAAGUACGACAAUUUAUCGAAGAGCCGGCAGAGGCAUCGGAAACUCGGGUACUGCUUGAUAUAAUCAACGACGAAUUGUCGUCUCGCAGUACCAACAAGGCAAAACGUAUAAUGGACGCAGUAAUCCAGGAGUUAGUCGUAGCUAAGGAAAAAGAAAAAGAAUCGCAGACGAGCAAAACUUCGGACUACGAAACCGAUAGCUUGGAGAAGACCAAAAUCAGUCGGAAAUCUUGGAGCUCCGCUGACUCCACGGAAAAGUCCAGCCCUGCUCAGUCCACGGCUCUCCCUAUGGACGAAGAGCUGACCAUGAGAAAUGCCAUUAUCGACGUUCAAAUCAGCGAGACAACAAGUAAUCUUAUUAAUAAUCACAAUCUACCCGAAGUGGUGCCGUUACGAUCGGAAAACUACGCCUUGGUAAGCGAAGUUUACGUGAACGAUGGUUACGCGAGCCCCACUGGCAGUGACGACGAGUCAGGUCCGGAAAUUCAAUACGAACCAGAAAAUCCGGGACACUUGACUAUCAAGGUCAUGGAUUCGCCGACGAAUUAUGUGAGGCACGACGAAUCCGAUUACGAGCCUGAUACUCUCGAUCGGAAACCAAUGAAGUUGAAGAUCAACGAUAACGUUAUCUACGAAAAAGACGUCAACGAAGUUUUCGUGGAUUCACUCGAGCGUUCGUCCCAAAUAUUGCUCAAAAGUAAACGAAGUUUUAACGAAGCAAAUGAUAUCGAUGCCAACUCGAAACUCCCGCAAGAGUACAACAGUCUGCGUGAAAUAUUCGAAGCUCGACUUAAGCAUCAACAGCAACGAGAGAACAAGCAGUCACAAUUGAAGCUACAAGAGCGUGAAUUGCCGCAACAGGAGAAAACCCGAGAGCAUCCGCAAGAGAAAUCAUCAGCACAACGCCAAACUGAAAACAAGAAAUCGUCCCGCGAUGGUAAACGGGAAACAGAGAAAAAUUGCCGUAAUGAUGCUUGUAGCUGUGCGAGUCCUCUGUUACCCCGUCAGGAGCGUCGACAGCGCAAAGCGGACAAUCAACCGGAUGUUGUACCUAAACCACCACCACCCCCGCCACCUCCAGAGCCACCGUCACUUGAUCAGAUCGCAAAAAACGUGCAGGACAGGAGUUUCGCCGAAGCAGGUGACCCUACGACCCGCAAAGACGCUCCUGUCAUCCAAAUGCAAUGCGUUCCUGUCGUAGGGAAGCCACCGGCGGUAAGCCAAAAGCCCAAUGUUGCCGGAGACUCGAAUGCCGAAAAUUCAGUCGAAUUCGAAAGUCAUAAAGCUGCGAAGAAAGAUAAAGAAUCCGAACGACUGGGUACAUCGGCACUGACGAACGUCGACAAUAAGAAAAAAAACGAAAAACGACAACAGUAUCGAAGUUCCUUAAAGUGGCGAGGUGCUACAAAUGAAGAGAGUCGAAACAGUCGUUCGUCAAAUCGACGCUCCAAAUCCCAGAAAAGAUCUGAUCGAUCGCGCUCGCGCUCAAGCGAGGCACCUAAUUUCGAGGACAGCGCGUAUGUGAGCAGUCCUGACAGCAGCAACUCCCGACGCAAGAUGCUGCUGACAGCCGAAGAUUUUCUUCAGCAGCAACUCCACAGCAGCUGCACUGAAAGCGACGAAUCGACGAGUGGCAACGGUGCUAACAGCGAAAGUGGUGCCGAGAGCAUCGAGACUGACAGCGUCUUCUUCGGCAAUUUUCGUGCGCGCGCCGAACGGGAAAGACUCGCCCUCGAAGCCGGUUGCCAUCAUCGAGACAAAGCAGCUAAACAACAGCAGCAGAGCUCCAGCAAUUAUACAACUUUCAAUGCCAACUCCAUAGUCCAUUAGCACCCACUUCUUUUACUCAAACAUUCUUUUUAUUUAUUUCAUU